Plasmodium fragile is the source of this 1443-nucleotide messenger RNA. RefSeq lists its product as uncharacterized. NCBI's taxonomy places the organism in Eukaryota, Apicomplexa, Aconoidasida, Haemosporida, Plasmodiidae. Bases 1 to 1443 code for a protein of 480 amino acids. The transcript is spliced from 2 exons. Gene Ontology annotation, biological process: carbohydrate metabolic process; tricarboxylic acid cycle. Gene Ontology annotation, cellular component: mitochondrial matrix. The record is from RefSeq and is a predicted model, not a curated record.
AUGAGUUGUUUGAAGCGUGCCCUUUGCCCCAUCAGGGGAAAUGAAUGGCGCCCUGUUAAUAAUCCCGUGUAUCUUAUAAAAAGGCAUUUUUCUCAUGUCCACAAGAAUGGGGAUCGGGCCGAGGGUGCCUGCGCCCGCCCACAACCAUGCGUCAUGCUGGAGUCGGAAAUUCUCUUGGACUUCAAAGGUCACUUCUACAGAGGCAUGGACGUGCGGGCCCUGUGCAGGCGAGCUACAUUCGAUGAAGUUAUUUUUUUACUUCUACAUAAAAAAUUUCCAAACCAAAGUGAAUUAAAAAGAAAAAAUCGCCACGUUCAAAAUGAACUAGAGCGCUUUUGCGAAGGGAAUGUGUUAGAGAUGGGGAGGCUGCUUCACACUUCAGACCCCCUCGAGCUCAUACGCAUAGCCCUCCUGCAGUUCUCGCACCAGGCAAAGCGUGCAGCGGAAAAACGUACAGAGGAAAAAGGCGACGCAGAAAAAGGCGACGCAGAAGAAGGAGAAGGAGAAAGGGACGAGGACGACCCCGUUCUUAAUUACCUCAAAAUAUUAGCCGCAUCUCUGAAGUUACUCCUGCGGUGGGGCCAUUCCGAGUUGGUUCCUCCACCCACGCAGGACUACGCAGCCUACUCAGAUUUCGCUUCCUUCCUCAUUGAUUCGUACCCCAUGGGGGGGACCGAGGGAGACUUCCUCCAGGAGAGAGAAGAAAAAAAAAAGCUUCUAAAUGCAUUCCUCCUAUGCAUGUGCGAACAGGGCAUGAAUGAAAAUACAUUUUUCAUUCGAAUGCUCAGUUCUGUACAGGGCCACAAUUAUUUCAGCUUGUGCGUCUCUGCUAGUACCUUCUAUGUAGAUGCGUUCAGUGGCGUCAAUCUGUCUCACUCCUUGGAGGGCUUCCUCAAAUUUGUGGUCCCUCCGGUAAGGGGCGCUAAACGUGCUGCGCAGGACCAGCUUUGCACCCAUGGGGAAGCUGAAGGGGGACAACUUGGCCAGGCAGAACUUCGCCAGGGACAACGUCGCCAGGGAGACCACGUGGACGAGGCGAUAGCCGAACCCCCGAACGUAAAUUUCUUCUUUCACAAAGGAAACUCGUACAAGGAAAAAAACGACAUCCUUAAAAAACACCUGACCGAGUAUUGCAACAACACAUGUGAGAAGAAUCUGCAUUACCUAAAGCAUUUCGAGCAAGUGGAAGAAUUCUUUUUAAAGAAACAAAAGAAACACGCCUCCUGCUACUACUACCCCCUAUUGAUAUUUCACCUGUUGAAUUUACCUCUUCCUUUUUUACCCUCUGUUUUUUUCAUAAUGAGGCUACUCUCCUUCACGGCGCAUCGCCAGGAACAAAUUUGCAACAACAAGAUGGUCAAGUAUGCGGGGGUUUACACCGGAGUCCCACCCAGAGGGAACCACAUGCAGGUAGAACAUCGUGGCGCCACAUCGCCACAUUGA